Messenger RNA from Brachypodium distachyon (stiff brome), 3767 nucleotides. RefSeq names its product kinesin-like protein KIN-12C. The transcript has 15 exons. The record is from RefSeq and is a predicted model, not a curated record. The coding region runs from base 213 to 3533 and encodes 1106 amino acids. Gene Ontology annotation, molecular function: microtubule binding; ATP binding; microtubule motor activity. Gene Ontology annotation, biological process: microtubule-based movement. NCBI's taxonomy places the organism in Eukaryota, Viridiplantae, Streptophyta, Magnoliopsida, Poales, Poaceae.
GUUCUCGCAUCCCGCAUCCUCGUUUCAAAAGUUUUUGAAUCCGAACGGAUAGCCAGCAAGCCCAGCCUCAUACACAUCUGCAUCUUCCUCUCCUCUCCUCUCCUCCUUGCAGUCUUACAGUCUUUGUCUUCCUUCCCUUCCUCCACCUCUCCUCCCCCCCUUCUCAAAUUUUCUACGGCCGCGGCAGAUCCAAAUUGAUAGCGGCAGCAGCAAUGGAGAUGCUGAGGCGGAACCUCAAGCGGCAGGCCUCGCGGUCCCUCUCCGCGUUCGCCGCCUCCUCCCCGCGCUCCGCUGCGGCCGGCGACGACCAGGAGAAUCUCCACCCCAACGUCGCCGCCGCCUCCCCGCCUAUGUCACCAGCCAAGCACUCCGCGGCGAAGGACUUGUCGCCGCGCUCCAAGCCCGUUCCGGCUAGUAAACCCCCUCCGCCAGUGUCCGCCGGUGCGGCGGUCGACGACGAACCCCCCGUCAAGGUCGUGGUGCGGGUGCGGCCGGCGGUGAGCCUCCCCGUGGAUGGCAAGGAUCUGUUCUUCGUGCGCAAGACCUCCCCGAACUCCGUCGCUGUUGGCGACCGGGACUUCGCUGUGGAUGGUUUCCUCGACGACAGGGCCUCCCAGGAGGAUGCGUUCGAUCUGGUAGGUCUACCGAUGAUCGACAGCGCCCUUGCUGGAUUCAACACCUCCCUCGUGUGCUAUGGCCAGAGUGGCACAGGGAAGACAUACACCAUGUGGGGGCCCCUCGCUGCCAUGUUUGACAGCCGCUCUGACCGCGCCGACCGUGGCGUCGUGCCUCGCUUUUUCCAAAACCUCUUCUCCCAAAUCCAAGGCAAGCAAGAGAGCUCACCGGAGAAGCAGACGAGUUACCAAUGCAGGUGCUCCUUCCUCGAGGUAUAUAAUGAGCAGAUCAAUGACCUGCUGGAUCCAUCUCAGCGUAAUCUUCAGAUAAGAGAGACCACUGACAAUGGUAUCCAUGUUGAAAACUUGACCGAUGAGUAUGUAUCGACGGUGGAGGAUGUAAACCAGAUCUUGAUGAAGGGUCUAUCAAAAAGGAAAAUUGGCACCGAUAGCAUGAACUUAAAAAAUUCACGUUCUCAUGUCAUAUUCACUUGUGUCAUUGAAGCUUGGAGCAAGGAUUUCUCAUCAAAUGGCUUCAGUAGUUCAAAAACUAGUAGAAUUACCUUUGUUGAUCUUGCUGGUGUUGAUAUGGAUGAACCUGAUGGUGCGAGCAAGCACAUUACACGAGAAGAAAGACAUGUGAAGAAGUCUCUCUCAAGCCUUGGGAAACUAGUCAAUAUUCUUUCAGAAGAACCAAAGACCCAGAAAGACGACUUACCCUAUAAGCAAUCCUGUUUGACACAUGUGCUGAAGGAUACACUAGGUGGCAACUCCAGGGUUACAUUUCUAUGUUCCAUUUCUUCAGAGCACAGAUACAGAUCUGAGACUUUAAGCACACUAAGGUUUGGAGAGAGAGCAAAACUUAUGCCAAACAAAGCAGUGAUAAAUGAGAUAUCAGAAGAUGAUGUUAAUGGUUUGAGUGAUCAGAUACGUCAGUUGAAGGAUGAACUUGUAAGGACAAAGUCUGGAGAGAAUGCAACUUGUGAGACAGGAUACUUCAAUGCACAAAAUGCUCGUGCUAGCUUGCAUAGUUUGAGAGUGAGCCUCAAUCGCUCUCUAAUCUUGCCUCAUAUAGAAGUUGAAACAGAGGAUGAAAUGGAUGUGGAUGAAGACGAUGUACAAGAACUGCAUGAUCAAAUUAGCAAGCUUCAUUCUUCCUCCGAAGACACUCUUGACGACUUUAUGGAUGCAGAGAGUGGAGAGGAGGAGAGUCCUUGCUCCAAGGUGAAUCCAAAAACAUGUGAACAUGAUGAUGACCAGCCUAUCGUAGAUGAUAGUGAAGUUCUAAGAAUUAGUGCAUCCCCACAACUAGCACCAAUACAAGAUCCGACCUUCUGCUCUUCUCCAAAGAUCCACAAGGCAAGAAAGAGCAUCACCUCACCAGGGUUCUCUCCAAGCAAGCUUAGUGAAUCCAGCCCAGGAGAUAGCAAUGUUGAAAUUUCAAGGAAGAGUGCAGUGCGCUCCUCCUUACAGUCAAGCAAGCUUAGUCCCACUGAUUCGCUGGCUGCAAGUCUCCAACGGGGCCUGCACAUUAUAGAGUACCAUCAACAGAAUCCAGCCCCCCGAAGGUCAUUUGUUGGCCUUUCAUUUGAUCACUUUGCACUGAAUCCCUGGCAGUCAGUGAAAGCCAGUUCAGCUCUUCAGUCAUUACCUGCAGGGCAGGGCAGUUCAGCUUCUACUAUUUGUUCAUCCUGCAAGAAAGCAAUGAGUACAGAUGAAGAACAUACAGGAAACAUAAACUCAGAGAAACAGAUUGUAACGGCUACUGGUGUCACAUCUAAUGAAUUGGCCAAUGCUUCACUCCAGGACGGCAACAUCCCUCAGUCUAUUGUUUCAAAGAGAGAGGCUGAGCUUGAAGCUUUAUGUGAAGAACAGGCAACUAAGAUUAAGGAAUUGAGCAUUUUGAUUGACAAACAUGGGAAGGGUUCAGAAGAGGGUCGGCAAUCAGAUGGUGUUACACCUAGAGACGAACCAGGCGAUGAAGAUAACAUUGGUGAACAAUAUGAAGAUGACAAGUUGUCACUCAAUGUGAAUGAGAAGGAAGUACUUCUUGGUGAGAUUCAGAGGUUGAAAGAUCAAGUUAAACUUCUCACAGAUGGAUCAACAAAUGAUAGCCUUCUUGACCAGAUAAGGAAUGGCAGCACAGAUCUGGAAUAUGAGCUGGAUAAAGAAAGGCAGAAAUGGAUGGAGUCUGAGAGCAAAUGGAUAUCCCUCACUGAAGAGCUGAGGGUUGACCUAGAAUCAAACCGGAUGCAUGCAGAGAAGACAGAGAUGGAGCUCUGCAAUGAGAAGAAGUGCACAGAAGAGUUGGAUGACGCCCUCCAACGAUCCAUCUAUGGCCAUGCAAGGAUAAUUGAGCACUAUGUCGAGCUCCAGGAGAUGUACAAUGACCUUCUUGAGAGGCACCGUCGAGUCAUGGAAGGGAUCUCAGAAGUAAAGAGGGCGGCUGCCAAAGCAGGAAGGAAGGGCUGUGGAACGGCUUUUGCUGCUGCCCUUGCUGCCGAGCUUUCCACCGUGAGGAUCGACCGAGAAAAGGAGAGGGCACAGCUGAGAGAACAGAAUAGGAGGCUCCGGAUUCAACUCCGUGACACUGCUGAGGCAGUGCAUGCUGCUGGAGAGCUACUUGUGAGAUUGAGAGAAGCAGAGGAGGCAACCACACAAGAAAAGGAGAGGAGUGCAGCCAUGCUGCAGGAGAACCAGAAGCUCAAAAGGCAGCUGGAGAAGAUGAGGAAGAAGCACGAGAUGGAGAUGGAGACGAUGAAGCACUACCUUGCAGAGAGCAGGCUGCCGGAGUCAGCACUGGAGGGACUGUACCGCAACGAGAGCAGCAGCAAGGAUGCACAUGAGUACAACCAUGCUCCAUCCGCCUGCGAUGACGAUCAGUCAUGGCGGUCUGCAUUUACCUCUGCGUAUGAAUGAAUGGACGAACCUGAUGAUUGAUUGCUUGGGAGUGACUCGUCAACUGAUCCUGGUUGACAAUUAGGCUGAUUCGAUCUUUUUAAACUUUACAUAUGCUGUUCAAAGGUACAUGACUCUGAUUCAUAUGCCCUCUGUCUGGGCAAAACUUGCAUCUCUACUGAUGCAGAAAGUUCAUUUGUAUUAUUGAGUUUACAAUCUUGGUUUACUGCAUGUAUGGUGCAGAAAGUUCCCUGA